AAACGGGAAGCGUCGUUUUUAGGAGAAAGCGCGCACCCGCGUGGCGCGCGAGCACCCCGGUUCCGACAACCCCCGGCGGCGCACCUGGAGCCCCGUGUGGUCACGUGAACACACGCCGACCAAUGGAAGACAGCUCGCGAAGCACGCCAUCCCAGCGAGAACGCGCGGUCGCCAUCUUGAUCUCCGAGAGAGGCCGAAGGGCUCUGGUUUUCCGGACACCGGCGUCGAGCGCCCGUACUCAGUGCCCCCACCGAGUUUCCUGCUGACCCCACUUUCGUCCGUUCCCGUCAGUAUGGAAAACAACAACAACAACACUCAGCAGGCUGUUCUCGACGCGACUGUGCAGCUGGAGACGAGCGUGCAGGGACCGUUCGAUCCAGCCGCUCACCAACUGGACCCCACUUUCCGACUGACGCGCUUCGCCGACCUCAAAGGAUGAGGGUGUAAAGUCCCCCAGGAAGCGCAAACUAAACUCCUGGAGGGACUCUUGAACGAAGGCAACGGGGGACAUUCCACCGGUCAAUGUCAGUAUUUGCAGUUGGGGCUGGCACGAUCGGGGCUUGGAUUAGAUUGCAGCGUCACUCCGCUCAGGCACAAUGGGUUGUCGCUGGUACAGACGGUAGACUACCUGUAUCCACUUGUUGAAGACCCCUACGUUAUGGGCAAGAUAGCCUGCGCCAGCGUGCUGAGCGGCCUGUACGCCCAUGGAGUGACAGACUGCGACAACAUUCUGCUGGUGCUGGCGGUGAGCAGCAAGCUGAGCGACAAGGAGCGGGACAUUGUCGUGCCGCUCCUGGUCAAGGGGUUCAGGGACGCGGCUGUGCUGGCGGGCACAAGGGUCACGGGGGGACAGACUGCCCUCAACCCGUGGCUCAUCGUCGGCGGAUGCGCCACGAGUUGCUGCCACGCUCUGGAGUUCGUGCCGGCGGACUGUGCGGUGGUGGGGGACGUGCUGGUGCUGACGAAGCCGCUGGGAAGCCAGGUGGCGGUGAGCGCCCAGCAGUGGCUGGAGCAGCCCGAGCGCUGGAACCGGGUGCGCCUGGUCGUGGGAGAAGAGGACGUGCGCAGGGCCUGCCACCGUGCCAGGGACUCCAUGGCCCGCCUCAACCGCACCGCGGCAGUCCUGAUGCACAAGUACAACGCCCACGGGGCCACGGACGUGCGUGGCGGGGGCCUCCUGGGGCACGCGCAGCUGCUCGCCAGGGUCCAGAAGAACGAGGUGUCCUUCGUCAUCCACAACCUGCCGGUCCUCUCCAAGAUGGCCGCCGUGGCCAAGGCCUGCGGCUCCACCUUCCAGCUCCUGCAGGGCUUCUGUCCCGAGACCUCGGGGGGCCUGCUGAUCUGCUUGCCCCGAGAGCAAGCAGCUGCAUACUGCAAGGACAUUGAGAAGCAGGAGGGCUACCAGGCCUGGAUCAUCGGCAUCGUUGAAAAGGGCUGCCGCACCGCACGCAUCAUUGACAAACCACGGGUCAUUGAGGUGCCGUCCAAGGACAAGGACGGAGAGCUUUGGUAGCCGCACGACCGGAAUGGAUCUUUUUCUAACGACCGACCACACUCGUGGCAUCCUGAGGACGUCCUUGGGACGUUGCGGCUGGCAGACAUGUGGACAAUCUAUGACUUCUUGGAGGCACGUGGCUGGCUGGCCUCUUUUUUGUGUGUGUGUGGUGUCAAUUGGAAACCACUGCAACGAGACUCUUGGAUAUCUCGUCGUCUGCUGAGCGCGACUUGCACUGGUCAAUAAUUUGUCUCCUGAAGUCAAAGUGUCAUACUCGAUGCCUGACGGCGUCCUAUGGAUGAGGCUGGUUAGAAUCGUCCGUGGAUUGCCGUCCGCUGCUCGGCGACCCAUUGACAGCUUUCUUUUUUUUUUUUAUGUUUGUUUGUGCGUGUGUUUGCAUGUCCUUGUGAGUGAGUCUGCAUAGGAAUGAAUGCCUCUUCAAGUACGCACCAUAAGAGUGAACUUUCUUUUCUGCACUUGUGUUGUCUGGGUGCAAAAGAACUGGACAAGAAGGGUCUGGCUGCUCCUUUGUUAUUUUUACAUACUUUUCAACGUGCUGUUCCGUGAAGUACAUUUCUUUGCAGUAAAAGAACCUAAGGGAACUUUUUUGUUUGUUUCUUGUAGACUGCCAUUUGCAAUAUGUAUUGGUUGAGGUGAAUGUGUUGCGAUCAUGAACACUUAACAUAGAAGGAAUAAAAACACGAAAGACUUUCACAGACAACCCUAAGAGCACAGCUGUCUGUGAAAGUCCUUUGUGUUUUUAUUAUUUUUAUUUUAAGUACUGUAUAAUAUGUCUUCUGCAAAAGCUGCACGUCAUUGUGGUGCGAAACUGCUUCGACUACAAGAAGUUUCAUUCCAUAGGGCAUUCUGAGUGCAUGGCGAGCUUAAUAUAAAUCAUGAGUUGGAAAUUCAACGGAGGCACACAACUUCACGGGCUCAAAGAAGACUGCCGCAGAGAAAUAAAAAACAUGAUACUA
Ixodes scapularis (black-legged tick) is the source of this 2472-nucleotide messenger RNA. It is a transcript of the gene Sps1, whose product is annotated as inactive selenide, water dikinase-like protein. Lineage: Eukaryota; Metazoa; Arthropoda; Arachnida; Ixodida; Ixodidae. The record is from RefSeq and is a predicted model, not a curated record. Gene Ontology annotation, biological process: L-selenocysteine biosynthetic process. Gene Ontology annotation, molecular function: ATP binding; selenide, water dikinase activity. Gene Ontology annotation, cellular component: cytoplasm. The transcript has 6 exons.